AUGCCUCCUCUCCGAGUUGGAGCCUCUUUACCGACCCUACUCACCCUCACCCGUCUAUUCCAUGCUAUACCCAGACGAUCCGAAGAAUGGGUUCUGGCAGCACCACCUCCAAUCGAACCUGAAGAUCCACCCGAUAGUCCUGCUUUUUGGUGGAAAUUGGGUUUGAGUGUCGUAUUCGUAUUGUCAGGCGGUGUAUUUGCUGGAUUGACAUUAGCGUUAAUGGGUUCGGACGAUCUGAAUUUACGAGUAUUAGCUACAUCCUCAUCUAACCCCAAAGAAAGAAAGGCAGCUGGGAAAGUGUUGAAAUUGCUUUCGAGAGGUAGACAUUGGGUAUUGGUGGUUUUGUUGUUGAGUAACGUUAUUGUGAAUGAGUCUUUACCGAUCUUCUUAGACGAUGUUCUAGGAGGUGGAUUAUAUGCUGUCAUUGUAUCGACUACUAUGAUUGUCAUUUUCGGUGAAAUCAUUCCACAAGCUGUUUGUGUACGAUACGGUCUAGCCAUCGGAGGAGCUUGUGCACCGAUGGUCUGGUGUUUCAUGAUUCUCUUUUCACCUAUUGCUUGGCCUACUGCGAAGUUGCUAGAUUAUAUAUUGGGUACGGACGAGGGUCAUACGUACAAGAAAGCCGAAUUGAAAUCAUUCUUACAAUUCCAUCGAGAAGGUGAGGAACCACUUCGGGAUGAUGAGAUUGGAAUUUUGAAUGGUGUACUUUCCCUAAAUGACAAGCACGCCAAGGAAAUCAUGACCCCAAUCAAAGAUUGUUUGACCCUGGCUUCAGACAAGAUCUUGGAUCACGAGGCAAUAGAUCAGAUUUUGUUAUCUGGCUUUUCAAGAAUACCUAUUCAUGAACCUGGACAGAAAGAUAAUUUCAUUGGAAUGUUAUUGGUCAAGAGGCUGAUCACAUACAAUCCCGAUGACGAAUGGCCAGUGUCGAAAUUCUCCUUGUUGCCCUUACCCGAAGCUAAACCAGAUAUCAACUGUUUUCAAGCUUUGGACUAUUUCCAAACUGGACGAGCGCAUUUGUUAUUGAUCAGUGAAACUCCAGGCCAGAAAGGUGGUGCAAUAGGAAUCGUUAGUUUGGAAGAUCUGAUCGAAGAAAUAAUCGGCGAAGAAAUCGUCGACGAGACGGAUCGAUAUGAGGAUAAUCACUCGAAGAAGAUGGCUAAGCGAUCAGGUCCAGCUGCUGUGAUGCGUGGUAUUAUCGAAAGGAGAAGAGUGAUCAACGCCUUCAGUCGACGUCCAUCUCGAUCAAACACCCAUGACACAACUCCCAACAACCCUGCUCAAAACACCAUCAGCUUACCUCCCACAAAUGGCAACAGUGGUAAUACCCAAGAUGGGAUAUUGAUCCAGAUCGAUAAUGGUAAUCUCGUAGCUGAGCCUGUGGGAUUCAGAGGUGAAUCUGAGGAUAGUGUACAAAUAGAUCAAAGUAAAAAAUUGACUGUUGGUGAGAAUCCAAAUAUCAAAACAAACUCGAACAACCAGCCGGAGAAUUUGAUGGAUACCAUCGAAGAGACUAGUCCGAUUGACCCUACGCCCAAGACAGUCACAACGGAAGAAGAACAGAUAAAUGUUACGGUCGAUAUGUCCGAUAAAGAUGCUAAUCUGUUAUCGCCUGAUCCUCAAAAUCAGAAUGGUGAUGAAGAAGGUUCAGGUUCAGGUUCGGCAAGCGGUACGGUCAGUGGAAAUGUUAGUGAACAUGAAGAAUCGACCGUAAAUGGCAGUACCGAUGGGACUGGUGGUGGGGAAGGUUCGGGAACAGGACAGAAUAAGAAAAAGAAGAAGAAGGGAAAGAAAGGAAAGAAAGAUAAGACGAAUCGAGAUGAUAUUCCGAACUCAUCUGUAUCUUCUUUACCUUUCGAAUCCCAUCAAUCAUUUUCGGGAGCAUGUUCGAAUUUCCUACAAAAGUACGACGAUAAUUCAUGUGCACCUUCGGCCAAUGAGGAUGAGCUGAAGGUGAGUGUAAGGAAGAGGAACAGAGGUUGGAGAUGGGUUGAACAUCGAUGGGUUCCGCAUCAAGGAUACUUGUAUAGGAAAUUAACCAAAUACAUCCCAUACAUUCUUACCCCCAAUUCCUCUGCUUCGCGAGAAGAGGUAGAAGAAGCUGUAAUAGUAGAAGAAGAGGGACUGGAAGAUGAUAUACCCGAUCAAGCUGCUGCGGUUCCUUCGUCUAUCACCCCAAAUCAAAGGGGACGGAGAGUGGAUAUUGAAGAAUAUAUUGUCUAUUCAAGGACUUAUGGUUGUCCCCAAUUUUGUUUCAGGGCAUUUGAUGAGAACGGCGCACCAUUGACUGUACCAAUGCUCUUAUCACUCAAUCUCCUCAAAGGAGGAGCUGGAGGAGCUACAAAUUCUACAAAUCCAAUGGACGACACCUUAAUGUUAGAUGACAGUUCGCCAUUUCCAUUGUUACAAUCGCUCGAACAUCCCACUACGGGUGAAUUGGUGUUAGGUAUACAUCCCUGUAGAGUAUCUAAUGCUGUUCAAGAGAUCCUCAGUGCCGAAGAACCAAAAGAAGGUAUGAAAGACGAGAGAUUGGAAUGGUUGGAAUGUUGGUUAAUGCUUACUAAUGAUAUUGUCGAUUUGAGUUAUCCAUGA
Kwoniella botswanensis is the source of this 2592-nucleotide messenger RNA. RefSeq lists its product as uncharacterized. Gene Ontology annotation, molecular function: ubiquitin-like protein transferase activity. NCBI's taxonomy places the organism in Eukaryota, Fungi, Basidiomycota, Tremellomycetes, Tremellales, Cryptococcaceae. Gene Ontology annotation, biological process: magnesium ion homeostasis. Bases 1 to 2592 code for a protein of 863 amino acids. The transcript has 15 exons. The record is from RefSeq and is a predicted model, not a curated record.